GUCAUACUGACCUUAACAAAACACUUUUCAAUUUGACAUGGACCUUUUAUUUACUCUCUAUUCAGUGAUGAUAUUUAUUGAAUUAUGUGUUUGACUGAAGUUUGACAAAGACUGGACAGUUGCUGUAUCGAUUACGAUUAUUCACAUGGGCUCCAAAGUUGGAAAGUUAAGUGAAGAAAAGAACAAGGCCGAUACAGCUCACAAUGACACCGAUAUUCCAUCAAAAGACGUAAAAGAAAAAUCACCAACAACAACAUUAAAGUCAAAAAAAAGUGUAGUUAAAACAAAAGUAGCAUCUGUGGCAUCGUUAAAAGCAACCAGUUCUAAGCACAGCGUACAUUCAAAACCACCAACAGACGCAAGCCCUAGUUUUAAGCACAGUGUACAUUCAAAACCACCAACAAACGCAAGUAUCGAUUCUAAGCACAGUGCACAUUCAAAACCACCAGCAGACUCAAGCCCUACUCUUAAGCACAAUGAGCAUUCAAAACCACCAACAGAAGCAAGCGCUAGUCAUCAGCAGAGUGUACAUUCAAAACCACCAGCAGACUCAAGCCCUACUCUUAAGCACAAUGUACAUUCAAAACCACCAACAUACGAAAGCCUCGAUUCUAAGCAAAAUGUACAUUCAAAACCACCAGCAGAAGCAAGCCCCAGUUUUAAGGACAGUGUACAGUCAAAGCCAUCAACAGACGCAGGUGCCGGUUCUGAGCACAAUGCAGCGUCUCCUGUGCCAUACGGAGAAAGAGAUGUCAUGAAGUCUUUAUACACGCUGGGAAAGGUACUGGGACUCGGUGGUUUCGGAACAGUGUAUGCUGCUCACCGCAAAUCAGACCACCGUCCGGUUGCAAUCAAAUUGGUUGCAAAAAAGCAUGUCGCCCAGUGGCAAAAGCUGCGCGGGGCUCAAGUCCCCAUGGAGGUGUACGCCCUGCACUUGCUGCAGCGCGUCACGGGCGUCAUCCUGAUGAUCGACUACUACCCACGGGCCGACGAUUUCGUGAUCGUCACGGAGAGACCCGAAGGAGCGAUCGACCUGCACGAGUACAUCACGGAGAACGGAGUGCCGCCGGAGGAGACGGCAAAGGACUACUUCUACCAGAUCGUGCAGGCGGUUAGCGGGAUCCACAAGACUGGCAUCUUCCACCGCGACCUCAAGCUGGAGAACGUGUUGCUGGACGACAAGGGAGUCAUACGGAUCAUCGACUUCGGGUCGGCCAUGCUGCUCAGAAGCACGGCCUACAAAGAACCUCUAGGUUCUCGAAUUUUUAGUCCCCCAGAAUAUAUUGAGCUCAAUCGCUAUCACGCCGAGGAUGCGACAGUGUGGUCUCUUGGAAUCGUGUUGUUUUCGCUGGUAAUCGGCACCAUCCCUUUCCACGACGAGGACGACAUCAUGAAUGCUGAAGACUUCGUGCACGCGCAGCUAUCAUUCACUGGAGGGCUAUCUCGUGAGCUUCAUCGCUUAAUAAGACAGUGUCUGCAGUUUAACCGAUACAACCGACCGAGUAUUGAAGGAAUAUUGGCAUCCGACUGGCUGCUGGAGCAUACUAUAAUGAUAAAGAGGAAGACGAGGAAAUUAAGGAAUAAGUUCAUGACAGGCGUGGAUCACGACCCUAGGCUGCUAGCCAGGAAAAGCGAACAUCAUCCUUAAAGCAUCCUUGUCCAGGGAUCCGCGCGUUGUCCGUACUUUUUCGCGGACAAUGACGUCAGUUGCAGAUUGCCACAUGUUACUAGUAUUCAACAUUUUUGUUGACUCUGCAAAUCUUAUAAAUCUGAAUUGUGCAGAACAUCGUGAAGACAAUGCCGGAAUAUUCUGUGGACAGUACCAUGACUGUGGGGGAUCUACUCUGCUUUGUUUUGAAUAUCCUGUAGACAUUGCCUGAAUUGUCGGACAUCUGCUGUUUUGAAUAUCCUGUAGACGGUGCCUUAUUUGUAGCGAAUCUGCUUUGCUUUGAAUAUUCUGUAGACAUUGCCUGAAUUGUGGGGGAUCUACUUUGCGUUGUUUUGAAUAUCCUGUAGACAGUGCCUAUGUGUCGCGAAUCUGCUUUGCUGUGAAUAUUCUGUAGACAGUGCCUUAUUUGUAGCGAAUCUGCUUUGGUUUGGAUAUCCUGUAGACAUUGCCUGAAUUGUCGGACAUCUGGCCUGGUAUUUGUAAAACUUUUAGAGUCUAGACUUGAGACUCUAAUAGAGUCUGAGACACUAACGUCAUGACAACGCCAUACAGAUUGUAUGCGUGUGACGUCAUUAGAGAUUGAGACUGGACUCUAAAAGUUUUAUAAGCACUGACCCUGCUGUUUUGAAUAUCAUGUAGACAGUGUGUUUUAUUUGUCGCGAAUCUGCUUUGCUUUGAAUAUCCUGUAGACAAUGCAUGAAUUGUCGGGAAUGUGGUAUUUUGGUAUGUACGUAUAGGUAUUGGGUUUUUUUUUAAACGUAUUCACUCAUGGUUUGUAUGUCAUGCUAACGUUGACAUAUCUGAUUACAUCUGGGUACAGAUUGAUAAUAAAAUGACUAUUAUAUC
Molecule: messenger RNA, 2515 nt
Organism: Gigantopelta aegis
Lineage: Eukaryota; Metazoa; Mollusca; Gastropoda; Neomphalida; Peltospiridae
Product: serine/threonine-protein kinase pim-1-like
Exons: 7
Coding region: 146-1648 (500 amino acids)
Biological process (GO): protein autophosphorylation
Cellular component (GO): cytoplasm
Molecular function (GO): protein serine/threonine kinase activity; ATP binding
Source: RefSeq, a predicted model, not a curated record